This is a messenger RNA of Penicillium odoratum, 786 nucleotides long. Its product is annotated as electron transfer flavoprotein subunit beta/FixA family protein. Gene Ontology annotation, molecular function: electron transfer activity. The coding region runs from base 1 to 786 and encodes 261 amino acids. Gene Ontology annotation, cellular component: cytosol. NCBI's taxonomy places the organism in Eukaryota, Fungi, Ascomycota, Eurotiomycetes, Eurotiales, Aspergillaceae. The record is from RefSeq and is a predicted model, not a curated record. The transcript is spliced from 3 exons.
AUGUCUACCGGCCUACGCAUAUUAGUACCCGUCAAGCGGGUGAUCGACUACGCGAUCAAGCCCCGCAUCAACAAAGCCCAAACAGGCGUCGAAACCAACGGCGUCAAGCACUCCUUGAACCCAUUCGAUGAGCUCUCAAUCGAAGAAGCCGUCCGCCUCCGCGAACGCAAAGGCCCUCUAAAUGUCGAGAACAUUCUCGCCCUCUCCGCCGGCGGUCCCAAGACCCCCGACGUUCUCCGCACAGCAAUGGCCAUGGGCGCCGACCGCGCAUUCCACAUCGACGUCCCAGAAUCCGGCGACGGCGGCCCCGAGCCACUCACAAUCGCUAAGCUUCUGCGCAGCGUCGUCGAGAAGGAGAACAUCAACCUCGUGCUACUGGGUAAGCAGGCGAUUGACGGAGACCAGGGCCAGACGGGACAGAUGCUCGCUGGACUGCUCGGGUGGCCGCAGGCGAACCAGGCCAGCAAGAUCGAGAUUAAGGAUGAGAGUGGUACAAUUGAGGUGACACAUGAGGUUGAUGGUGGUGUGGAGACUCUGCGGGCGAAGUUACCCAUGGUCAUUACUACUGAUUUGCGGUUGAAUGAGCCUCGGUACGCUAGCUUGCCGAAUAUUAUGAAGGCGAAGAAGAAGCCGUUGGAGAAGAAGACUUUGGCCGAUUUUGGUGUUGAGGAUACUCGGCGGUUGAAGACUCUUAACGUUACCGAGCCUCCGCCACGCCAGGGUGGUGGCAAGGUUGAGGACGUUGAUGGUCUUGUUUCUAAGCUGAAGGAGCUGGGUGCGCUCUAA